CCGGCGUCACCGCCCCCGUGACGGGCGCGCAGUCGGCGGCGGCCAUGGCUCCGAGCGCGCAGGCGGGGGGCGGCCGCGGGCAGGCCCCGGGCCCGGGGCUGCGGCAGGGCAUCCGCGCCGUCCUGCUGGGGCCGCCCGGCGCCGGCAAGGGCACGCAGGCCCCGAAGCUGGCUGAGACCUACUGCGUCUGCCACCUGGCCACCGGGGACAUGCUGCGGGCCAUGGUGGCCUCCGGCUCCGACCUGGGCAAGCGGCUCAAAGAGACGAUGGAUGCGGGGAAGCUGGUGAGUGAUGAGAUGGUGGUGGAGCUGAUUGAGAACAACCUUGACUCCGCUCCCUGCAAGAACGGCUUCCUCCUGGACGGCUUCCCACGCACGGUGAAGCAGGCUGAAAUGCUGGAUGAGCUCCUGGAGAAGAGGAGAGAAAAGCUGGACUCCGUCAUUGAGUUCAGCAUCCCUGACUCCUUGCUGAUCCGGAGAAUCACUGGACGGCUGAUUCACCCAGCGAGUGGCCGCUCUUAUCAUGAGGAGUUCAGACCCCCGAAAGAGCACAUGAAGGACGAUGUCACUGGAGAGCCCCUGAUCCGUCGUUCGGAUGAUAAUGAAACAGCCUUGAAAACCCGCCUGAAGGCCUAUCACACGCAGACCUCUCCCCUGGUCUCCUACUACAGCAAGCGAGGGAUCCAUACGGCGGUGGAUGCCUCCCAGUCUCCCGAUGUGGUGUUUGCUAGCAUCCUGGCAGCCUUCUCGAGAGCAACAUCUGAGUGACUCCGUGAACCAGAUGCGACACCACCAAACGCUGCACACUCUGCUACAUCACCCAUUGCAGCCCUCCCCUGGGUGGAGGGGGAGGCAGGGAGGGCAGCUGGGGAGGGGUUAUGAUUGAUGGGAGGGGGAAAAGGAGGUGGUAGACAAGGGAUUUGGGGGCUAAUUUGGUUGGGUUUUGUUUAGAGUUUUUAUUCAGCGGAAUCAUUGUGAAGAGGAGAUGGCCUUAUCCUGAGAAAUCACUGUUUGGGGAGGCAAAACAAUUUUUGUACAGGGUAAAACAUCUCCGCCAGUGAUCAGAUGCAGGUACUUGAGCUGUUAGGAGUGUAGGGCUAGAUGCUGUGCCAGGUUUCUCCAGGACUUUCAGGGCUUGUCUCAUGGGCUGUUAGUACUCUAAGGCCACUGCAAGGUUUGCUGUGAUUUUUUUGAAAGUUGCUUCCUGUCAGCGAGGACCAAACUGAACAAAUGACUCGUCAUUUCUGAAAGGAAAAAAAAAAAAAUGCCAUGGCCUUUUCCUGGAAGUUUUGGUUUUCUUGUUCUGCUGCAGUCCUAAACCCUGGCAUAAAGACUUCUCAAGGUUUCUCUCCUGCUGCACAGAGGGGCUGCGGCUCUAGUCCAAGCCUGCCUUACUUGGCAAUGGGGUGGCUUCUCUGUGGUCUUGACCAAGCUGGAAUUCACACAAUGCUGAAGAAAUGCAAAAGAGACGUUCUUAAUUGACUGCAAAAAAUAACACUUAAUUGGUUUUUUGCAUUUCUUUUUAGAUCAAAUGGUGCCUUGUCUAACCUCUGAAUCAAUAAUAAAAUAACCCCUUUACAUUUUU
Molecule: messenger RNA, 1584 nt
Organism: Falco peregrinus (peregrine falcon)
Lineage: Eukaryota; Metazoa; Chordata; Aves; Falconiformes; Falconidae
Gene: AK2
Product: adenylate kinase 2
Exons: 7
Coding region: 45-767 (240 amino acids)
Biological process (GO): ADP biosynthetic process
Cellular component (GO): cytoplasm; mitochondrion
Molecular function (GO): ATP binding; AMP kinase activity
Source: RefSeq, a predicted model, not a curated record